This is a messenger RNA of Tetranychus urticae (two-spotted spider mite), 726 nucleotides long. NCBI's taxonomy places the organism in Eukaryota, Metazoa, Arthropoda, Arachnida, Trombidiformes, Tetranychidae. The record is from RefSeq and is a predicted model, not a curated record.
AUGUCGUUUAUAUACUGUAAGUGUUCUUCAACUCCUUCAAUAAUUGCACAAGCAAAAGAUAAAUUAGGAUAUAUUAUUUAUUCCACCGCUGACGUUAAAUUAUCUCCAAACCAAUCAGCUAUAAUUAAAACAGGAAUCCGAUUGAAACCUCCUCAAAGUACAUUCGUACAGUGCUCUGCAAGUCCCAAUUUGUUGAACCGUAGUGUUUUUGUUAUCGCUCCAGUGAUUAAAAAUACCUUCGAUGAUGAAUUCAUCAUCAUACUACACAACUUUAAUAAUAGUGUUGUUGCGAUAAAUGCUUAUGAUGAACUCGCUCUAAUAACUCUUUGUAGGGCGGAGUGUUACCCAGAUGUCUCUACUCCAUCUAGAGGCACAAUCGACUCAGUUGGAUAUGAUUUACAGUCCUAUGAAAAUUUGGUUCUACCAUCAAGAAAAAUAACUAUUGUGAAAACAGGAAUCAAGGUUCAACCUCCUGCUGGUUGUUACGUUAGACUAGCCUCACGUUCAGGUCUCGCUUCGAAAGGAAUUGUUGUUCACGGUGGUGUUAUUGACCCUGAUUAUACAGGGGAAAUAAGGGUAAUACUUCAUAAUUGGUCUGAUGAGGAUUUCACAAUCACAAAAGGGAUGCGUAUAGCGCAAAUGAUUGUCGAGAGAGCAGAAGUUCCUGAUUUGGUUGAAGUGGAGCAGUUAAUUAAUGUUGGUGAGCGCGUUAAAGUUUCAUCAUGA